UUUCUAUGACAGAUUUGAUCGACGGUCGAAAUUAGAAAAAAUGAAGUGUCACUAUAUUGCGGCAAUGUCAUAUAAAGAGUAAUUUAUAUUUUAGUUCUUUGUCUACCAUGCUUAGUUGUUCAACAUUUCCUUUUCAAAAUAUAAAUACAGCUGAAUGUGAGCUCUAUAAACCAGAUAAUGUUUUCAAAAGAUUCAAAGUUGUGGAGUUUCCAAUAUCUUUUGUUGGCUUAUCCACCACUCAAUACCUUGAUGUGGAGGUAAAUCUUAAUAAUUCUGCAUAUCUUAAAACGACGUGCAAUGGACAAUUAUUGAAAUUUGAAAACGCCCGAGAAAUAUCUGCACCACAUCGUGCAUUUCAAAUAACACAAAUAGAUGAUCAUAUUAUAGCCAUAACAUUUGAACCUAAUAACGAAAGUAUUUCCAAAUUAAGAACCACGAAACAAUCCGGGAACCGAUUUGUAUUUGACUUGAGAUUGAUAAAAAUAGAUGGUAUUAUCUGCUGUGAGGAUGAGGUCCAUGCAGAAAUUGGACGAUACUAUAUUUGUGGAGAGUUUGAAUAUUGUAACCUAAAUCAUUGUCCUAAUAUUUUAAAUUUUGGCGAAGUAGAAGUUAAUACUAAAGCUUCAAGAAAAGUUCGUUUUCAAAAUAGAUCAAAAAUGGUAACUGCAAAAGUAAGGUACGACAAAGUAACAAGUGUUGUCGUCACACCUGAAAAUUUUGUGAUUCCUCCUAAUUCGUCAAAGAAACUACUUAUAACAAUUAAACCUACGUGCUUAAAAGUGUGUAAUAAGCUAUCUUUCUUUAUUUCGCAUACACAUGAAACAGUAGAAUUGCCUAAUAAUACAGCAGAUAAUUUUCUAACCUAUACAAUAAAAUGUUCUCUCAAUGCUAAGUUCACUGUGAAUCCAAAAAUACUUGAUAUACAGUCACUACAUAAAUUGAAUGAAAAAAGUCCAGAAUAUACCUAUCUAGGAGAUCAGUUAGAUCUUCAUAUUAAAAGAAAAGCAAUAGCAGAUAAGUACCUGGAGAUAAGUAAAUCGACACGUUACCGGAAACCUAUAGUGGAAAAAAAUUGUAGUGGUAAAGACAGAUGUUACCUUGAAGUCUUAGGACCACCUAGAAAGAAUCCAAAAUUGUUCUGUAAAACUAUACGUAAAAGAGUAACAACGUAUGAUUUAACUGAUAUUACAUUUGUUCCUUUUAAUAUUGACUUUGGUCGAGUUGCUUUGAACACAUAUGCAGAACAUGAAUUAACAAUAAAAAAUAACAGCAAAUAUGAUAUAAGUAUCAAUUUACUUAAAGACGAAUGUAUCAUUUAUACAGAAGAUCAACAUAGUGAUAUAAUACUUAAAAUUAAAUCUUUCUCUGAAACGAAAAUUAAAAUAUUUUGUUUAGGAUUUGUCGAAGGAAAUCAUAAAAGAUCAUUUGAAUAUAUGAUAGAAAAUAAGUAUCACAGAAAACAUCCUUAUUUUCUUCAAGUAGGAAACCCAACAUUAUUAAUAUUGGAAAAAAGCUUAAAAUUUGGAAUGGUAACAACAGAAACAUUUGUUACGUCUGUUCCUGUCAGAAUUCACAAUUAUUUCAAUGUUUCUGUAGAUUUUGAAUGGGAUGAAUUGACGUCAGAAGUUCCAUUUGAAAUAAUACCACGUACUGGAAGUAUACCGAGUCAUGACUGCAAAAUAUGUGAUAUUCUUUAUACCUGCAAACCUUCUAAAUCAAAAAUACACGAAGUGGACUUCAUAUCAUUAAGUAAAGUGAGAAAAGUCAUUCCCAUUGAAUUAAGUAUCAUAACAAGAAAAAUAUCGAUAAAAUUUUUACAACAAGCUGUUCUAUUUAAAGAUAUUGCUUUGAACAUAGAAACGAUCGAGAGAGUAAAAUUAGAAAAUUCAUCACGCGAAAUAGCCAUAUUUCAUAUAGUAGAACCACUUAUACCCGGUCUUACUAUAGAACCCAUGACUGGGACUAUAAGACCGAAAACCAUUUUGAUAUUCGAUAUCAUAGUAAAAAUUGCGUGCGUUUUGGAAUUUGCAUUUGAUAUAUAUUUAAAGGUUAAUAACAAAGAGAAUGUAAUUUUACCUGUUAGUGGGAACGUAGUAGAGCCAAAAUUGAUUAUUCAUCCAAAACUUAUAUACAUGUCACGUGUUCCCUGCCACCUGACCACUUAUGUUCCAGUAACUUUUCAAAAUAUUAGCACACUAACAACGACUGUGGAAGUAUUAGAUACUGAUGAUGAAAAUAUUUUUAAUCUAUAUUCUGCAAAUGGAAACGACAAACAGAGAAUUUUUGAAUUUACUGUUGAAGGAGGGCAAUCCAAGACAAUGUUUAUUAAAGUUCAUGACAUAUUUAGAAGAGAAUACGAUAUGUAUAUGCCAUUUAAAAUAAAUGGGUUAUUAGGACCACCAGAUGAAAAUGCUGGUUCUACGGAACUGCAGUACUAUAUUGGAGACUAUGAACAGCAAUAUGAAAAUAAUCCAAAAGUGAAACUAAAAACUAUUAACAAAGAUAUAAGUUUUUGUCGAAUACUUGGUGUUAUAACUGGCCCUUGGAUAGAAUUUUCAGAGCAAAACUUUGAAAUUGAUUAUUCUACGACAGACGAUAAUAUACUUGAAUUCACAAUGAAGAAUAUAUCAAAAUACUUCUUGUAUGUAACAAUAAUAACAGCAAAGCUAGUUCCAAAUUUUACUCUCAAGUUAAUUACAGAGGAGAGUCAGUGUAUAGUGAAUGAAUCAUGUAUAAAAUUUGAGUUUGACAGAGCUAAAGAAGCAGGUUUUCGUUUAAUAUUUCACCCAAAGGGACGUGGCAAGUUUAUCGCAACCGCUAUCUUAUUUCUUGACAAGCAUAUGACAAUUCCGUACAGCAACUUAACAUUUUAUGGAACUAGGCAAACGCCAGUAAUGAAACAAAGCACUCAUCGUGUAAUAUUUCCACCUUGUCGUGUAGGAAAAACGCUAACCCGUAAUAUAUAUUUAACUAUUGAGAUUGAAUCAGAUAAACGUUCAUUUUCGUGUGUGUCCAGAGAAGAGCCAAAUAUGAUAGUAAAAUUUUUAGAUGUUGAACUAAUACCAGUUAAUGAAAUGUUCCAUACUCGAGUUAAAGUGGAGAUAACUGUAUGUUGUCAAACAAUGUAUGCAAGACAUUUAACAUUGAUGUUUACUCAUGAGUGUGGUUCAGGUUGUGAAGUGGAAACCAGCUUUGUCUUCACAUAUUGUCAGUUGACAUUGCACACAGAAUUAGUUGAGCCGCUAGAUAAUCCGUAUCCAUAUUUCCCUCUAAAAGAACAAGAAGAUCUCUAUGAGUACUUGGAAACCUGUUCCACUUUUUUAGAAAAGUGGAUGUUUCAGCAAGGUUUCCGAAGGGAUUUAUAUCCUGUUAUACCUGACUCAUUUCAUGCUAUUUCAUCUUCAUUGUGUUCCCAACAAAGUAGUGGCAAAAGUAAAGGAAUCAAUGUAUCAUAUUUAAAUUUUAUUCGACGUAUUGCUGGGCCUCUGAUGAAACACGUGAGAAAGAUAACACUGCACGGUGUUGAAGAGCCAUUGAAAAGUGUACAAGAAAUUCAUGAUACAUAUAGAGAAGUUAUAAAUCUGAUCCGGAACCGAGGAGCCAAUUUAUGGGUAUUGCAAGCUAAAUUUCUUUUGAGUUAUGAGCAGUUUGUCAUAUAUUCCGAAAAUGUAACUCCAAAACGUAAUGCCGAUAUAAUAUUAACCAAAGAACUUAUUGAAAAUGUCGAUUUAUUCAAUAGACUUAAUAAACAAUGCUGGAUCGACUUUAUUUUGCAAAGUUAUAAAGUUUUUGUCAUGGAUAGCUGCUUUUUCGAAUGUGUUUGUAUGACUUCUAUGCCAAGAGAUAUAAUACAAAUUUUAAUAGAUUGGUUCAAUGAACAAAUUGCUUUACAACGUAAUAAAUUUACUAUUAAAGGCAAACCAAUCAAAAUUAUUACAAACAUAACAACAGAUCUAUCAGAUGGAAGGGCUAUGGCAGCAGCGAUUUUAAAUUAUUGUCCUUUUAUGUCGGAUCAUUUUACUUUUUUUUCUGCUAUGGACGACGAUUCUACAGAAGCUGACUUUAUCAAUAAUGCUUGUUUAGUAAUAGAAGCUUUGAAUUUAUUAAGACUUUAUUUCCCGAUAACCAGUAAAGAAUUUUUACAACCUUCAUUUUUACAAAUGCUAUUUUUGUCAAUUCAUUUAUAUGUUACAUUGCCAAUGUUUAAUCCGAAAGAUUCCAUCAUAUUCAAUCCUCCAUUACUAAGGACUUCAACGCGCCAAGUAGCUAUAGCGCCGACCAGUCAGGAAACUUUAAUGUUUAAUUACAUGAUACUAAACACCAAUCCACAUAACUUUUUAGUUGAAAAAGUUCCAUCUGUUGAAAAUGGAAAGAGGAUGUUUUUAAGUGUAAAAUACACAGCAAAUUUUGUGAGUGAAGAGACAUGUGUACUUCUCGUGCAUGGUUAUAAUAAAACUAGAAUAUUUGACACAUAUAUAAUAUUUUUACUUAAAGGCAACGUAGGAGCGUUGAACCCGGUGAAAAAAGCUAAAGUCACCGGGCCGCUUUAUCGGCCGAUUAAAGUUGAUGUUUUAGUUUCUUCUCCGUUUGUGUUGUCUUCAUCGUUCUCUCUAUCUCUAACUGACGAAGAACCUGUAAUACCAGUAAUAUUUGAAGAAAAUCAAGCCAAACUUAAACGCAGUAGAUUCUAUGUUAAGAGACUCAAUCUGAUUGAUAAAGAGAUUAGUUUGACUGGUUUACCAAAAGAAAGUGGACAAGAGGUCACACAACACAAACUGUAUUUACAAAUAAUAUGCCUCAGUACUCAAGUUUCAAAUUCUUGGAUUUGGUUCCGAGGUGAAAUAGGUGAAUUUUUUAUUAGAGUGUCAUCUCAGCCUCGUUGGGAUUUAGCUAUAGAAACACUGCAAGCGAAAGUAAAUUCUUGGCCAAUGGAUCCUUGCACUUGUGGAGAAUCAUGCGAAUGCUAUAGAACAACUGUUCUUAUGAUACCACACCGAAAUGAGCUAAUGGUGAAAUCUUUACGACAUGCCCUGCUGGAACAUGCAUCGUCAAAUAUGAUACAAGUAUUCGACCAAUUAAUAGAAACCACAACGGGAAAGAUAAUUCUGGGGAUGCUGUUUGCCGAAGGUGGCACCAACAUGUCGGACGUGCGACACAUCCUGCGCUGCGAGGCCUCGUACCGGAUCACCUCGCGGUCGCUGGAGCCCAGGAUGGACCAAGUCAUCAUGCAGCAGCACACAGACGCUAUGCUACCCUUACUGGUCACCCUACCUGCACAUGAUAAAGCUGAGAAGUACUCGGUAACAUUUACUUCUGAAUGUGGAAUGGAUAUCAGAACAUACAAGGUUCUCUUCAUUUCUGAAAGUGCAGAUCAAGGGUCUGGAUAAUAGAAUUUUCAUAGUAUUAUGUCUAUUCGAUUGAAAUGAAAUUGUAAGCAAUCUGUUAUUCGAUUGUCCUAAAUAAUCGCAAUACAUAGGAUUACAACAUCAUCUAUCAAAAUUUACUUUUUAUAUUUAAUCACUUUCUUAUUCUAUACCUAAUCAAUUUUGUUUACUUUAGUUUCCUUAAUGAUUUUUUUUCCAUUACUUUGUUAUUCAUAUUAUUAUACUACUAUCUUUUAAUUUUACUUAUUCUUAACGUGUUGUAAUAUGUCUUUGUUAUUAUUUUAGUCCCAUGCUAAUAUAUUA
Molecule: messenger RNA, 5687 nt
Organism: Plodia interpunctella (Indianmeal moth)
Lineage: Eukaryota; Metazoa; Arthropoda; Insecta; Lepidoptera; Pyralidae
Product: cilia and flagella-associated protein 47-like
Exons: 5
Coding region: 108-5387 (1759 amino acids)
Biological process (GO): cilium assembly
Cellular component (GO): cilium
Molecular function (GO): protein binding
Source: RefSeq, a predicted model, not a curated record